UGCCAUGUUAUUGUUAGUUUGAUCAAUCUCAUGAAUCAAAAUCAUAAAAUUCCCACUCUGCAAUAACCCCAACAGUUUGCAGGUCAUUUUACAGGAAGAGUACUUUAGCAAGGAACUUCACUUUGAUACUAUAUACUUUAAAUAUCCAGCUGAUGAAAGAGAAUAUAUCACAAAUUACCAUGGCAUAGCCUACUAUAAAUGCUGAACUACAUUACCUAAAAUGCCUUUCGACUUAAUUCAACCUCAGACUGUAGUUUCUAAGUUUCACUAUGUACUUCACCUACGUAUUCACAUUGUCCAAAAUGUGUAAAUAGAGAGAGUUAGCGGAGUUGUUUUAUUCCCAUGCUGUGAGUUUAUGAUACAGAGUAGACUAGGCUGAUACACACCAUUCAUUUGAAACAUUUAUUGAAUAGGCUAGGGCUGGGUCGGUAGUUCCGCUUCCCCUUCGCCAUAGCGGAAUUAUCCAAGGGCCGAAAAGAUAGAAGAAAAGUUGCAUUGUAAAUAUUUGUAGUCCUGUUUUUACUAAGUUAUUUGUACGCGCUGCGUACCAUCAAGGCCCGAUGUUACGCAUGAAGUACUUUUAACGGAUUUGCCAACGUCUAACGAACCGUCGAGGAUCGGCCAGGAGUCAAGUUCUAUUCAAGUUUAACUGUGGAAUCUCCGGUACCAGUCAGUGCCUCCUCUCACUUCUGUUGUUGUUUUCUGCCCAACCUCCUGUAAUGCAUGAGCACACAUGUGCCCAUUGCUGAUGUGAGCGCUGCCUUGCUUGAUUUGUUUUUUCACCCUGCCAAUCCUCACCCACUGAGCCCACUGCCCUGUUAGCCCUGCUACACUCAACCACAUUUAGCAAUGUGUGAUAACGGAGACCCUGAGGAUAAGCCCCCUGCCCCUCCUGUCAGGAUGAGCAGUACCAUCUUCAGCACCAGCUCUGGAAAAGACUCUCUCUCAGCCAACCACAGCUCUAAACCUCUACCCUCUGUCCCUGAAGAAAGGAAACCUCGCAAUAAGAUCAUCUCAAUUUUCUCGGGGGCUGAAAAAGGUGGUAGAAAGAAAGAUAGAGACAAAGAGCGACCAGAGAUCUCACCACCCUCAGAUUUUGAACACACCAUCCAUGUUGGGUUUGAUGCUGUCACAGGGGAAUUCACUGGUAUGCCAGAGCAAUGGGCUCGACUACUCCAGACCUCAAACAUCACCAAGUCAGAGCAAAAGAAAAACCCACAGGCUGUGCUUGAUGUUCUUAAGUUCUAUGACUCUACAGGGAAUGGUCGUCAAAAGUACCUCAGCUUAUCGUCUUCAGAAAAAGAUGCAUUCACUCCAGGCCCUCAGUCUCCGGUUAAAAAAGGCACCGAACCAUCUCCGAAUAUUAAAGACAUCGACGAUGAUGACGAUGAUGAAACUCCUCCUCCUAUUGUGGCGCCACGACCAGAACACACAAAAAGUGUGUACACUCGCUCUGUCAUUGAUCCCAUUCCUGCUCCAAGCACGUGUCCUGAUGGAGACACUGCCUCCAAGGCUGCAGACAGACAAAAAAAGAAGGGCAAGAUGUCAGAUGAGGAGAUCAUGGACAAACUGAGAACCAUAGUCAGCAUCGGAGAUCCCAAAAAGAAGUACACCAGAUACGAAAAGAUCGGUCAGGGGGCAUCAGGAACAGUAUUUACAGCCAUCGAUGUUGCUACAGGACAGGAGGUUGCUAUUAAACAGAUCAACCUACAAAAGCAACCCAAGAAGGAACUAAUCAUCAAUGAGAUUCUAGUGAUGAAGGAGCUGAAGAACCCCAACAUUGUUAACUUUUUAGACAGUUUCCUGAUGGGGGAGGAGCUUUUUGUUGUGAUGGAGUAUCUGGCAGGUGGUUCGCUGACGGAUGUGGUAACAGAGACGUGUAUGGAUGAGGCCCAGAUAGCUGCCGUCUGCCGAGAGUGUUUACAAGCAUUGGAUUUCCUGCAUGCCAACCAGGUCAUCCACAGAGACAUCAAAAGUGACAACGUAUUACUUGGGAUGGAUGGUUCUGUCAAGCUCACCGAUUUUGGCUUCUGUGCCCAGAUCACUCCAGAGCAAAGCAAACGUAGCACCAUGGUGGGCACACCUUACUGGAUGGCCCCGGAGGUUGUCACUAGAAAGGCUUAUGGGCCUAAAGUAGACAUCUGGUCUCUGGGUAUUAUGGCUAUUGAGAUGGUUGAAGGAGAGCCUCCCUACCUGAACGAAAACCCACUACGAGCAUUAUACCUGAUUGCCACCAAUGGCACCCCUGAACUUCAGAAUCCAGAGAAGCUGUCUCCAGUUUUCAGAGACUUCCUCAACCGUUGCCUGGAAAUGGAUGUAGAGAAAAGAGGCGGCGGCAAAGAGCUCUUGCAGCAUCCGUUCUUGAAGCUGGCCAAACCUCUCUCCAGUCUCACACCUCUCAUCCUGGCAGCCAAGGAGGCCAUGAAAGGCAAUCGUUAGCUGAUGCAACGAGCUACUCUGCCUCCCCAUGCUGUGCACAGAUAUGUGCCAACCAUUUAGAUUUUGUGCCAGACAAUAGGCUGAGAGUGAUUUGCCACUCUUGAUGCACCAGCCUUAUAAGCCCUGACAAACCUCACUGUGAAGAAGACCAAAAAUAAAGAGCACAACCCACCGCUGUCCAUAUGAACUCUAUUGUCACUCAGAUGUCAGAAGACAAGUCAAACUAAAGUGCUUAGUUUCAGUGUCAGGCGUAGUUAUUUUAUACAACAAAUCUCCUGGUGACAAGUUAGGGCUAGGCUUGUAUUUAACUUGGAAUGAAGAAGAUGCCUAGUUCUAUUUAGUUUUUUAAUCAACUGCCUUAAACAAAUGCAAAAUGUUGCCUAAUGUAUUGUUGAUUGUGUCAGUGUCCUUUUUCCCAUGAUUUUUACUACCUUUGUAAUUUACCUUUUCAACUUGUCAGUGUCUUAGUUAUUUUGAUACUUGAAUUUCAUAUUUGUCCCCCUUCUUGUUAAAUACUGGGUCUCAUUCAACAUUGGCCAUGUGUUAUGGACAUUGUCUUGCCAGUUUUAUAGGAAACAAUUCACUGCAUUUCAUGAUCAUGAACAUGUGUUGUGACUGUGUCAAUGACGUUCUUUUAUUGCCACACCUGACAGACCUACUGUACCAGUUUUUCCCCUGUAUCAAUAGUCUCCUGAUACCAGAGGUGCACCUUACGGGCAAAUUAAAAUGUUAGAUUGACAGGGUUUAUACUUUCUUCUCUAUUGUUAUUAAAAAUGAGUAUUGUAUGUUGAACUCUGUCCUUUGUGUUAUUCUGGACUAAAAAGAUUUCCCCAUGUGUAUAUUGUAUACUUAAAAGUAGUUGGGCAGUAAGCAAGUGGCCAUAUUCUGGUUAGCAAUUGACGAUUGGUAAAUAGACAAUUUUCUUGUGACUUUUGUUCUUUUUAUGUUCUGGUCAACUAACACCCUUGUCUGCGCACUCAAAUAAAUGCAACUGUUCUUGCUUUUGUGA
This is a messenger RNA of Sphaeramia orbicularis (orbiculate cardinalfish), 3448 nucleotides long. RefSeq names its product p21 protein (Cdc42/Rac)-activated kinase 2b (gene pak2b). Bases 850 to 2439 code for a protein of 529 amino acids. Gene Ontology annotation, biological process: protein phosphorylation. NCBI's taxonomy places the organism in Eukaryota, Metazoa, Chordata, Actinopteri, Kurtiformes, Apogonidae. The transcript has 15 exons. The record is from RefSeq and is a predicted model, not a curated record. Gene Ontology annotation, molecular function: protein serine/threonine kinase activity; ATP binding.